AUGGACGCGCUACGAUCAGCUCUCCAACCCGUCACGCACAACCUCCCGAAACCUGUGGCCAACCUGGGCGAAUCUCUCCUCAACCCCAUCUGCUACAAAACGCUCGUCUACAAUGUCGAUCUCACAGCGACUGAGUGCGUCAAGCUCGCUAUCAGCAAGGGCUUAGACAUCGGCAUCGUCGGCGCACCCAGCAUCCUGAAGGUGCCGCAGCUGCUCAAGCUCAUCAACUCGCAGUCCGCAGAAGGCCUCUCCUUCCUCUCCUACUUCCUGGAGUCUGGCGCCUACCUCAUUAGCUUGUCGUACAAUACAGCGCUUAUCCUGGUGCAAAAUAUCGCGAUCGCGUGUUUGGUGCUGAAAUACAGUGGGAAUUUGGUUGGAAUUGCGGGAUGGCUUGGUGGCCUGAUUGCGGCGGGCGCGGCGCUGUUUAACGAGGGUUGGGUCGAUAAUGAGCGUCUAAGUUUCUUGCAGGCGACGGCGGGCGUGUUGAGCGUCGCGAGCAAGGUGCCUCAGAUCUUGACGAUUUGGUCUGAGGGUGGGACAGGGCAGCUGAGCGCUUUUGCUGUUGUCAACUACCCCCUCGGCUCCCUCUCCCGCAUCUUCACUACGCUUCAAGAAGUCGACGACCCACUCCUCCUCUACGGCUUCAUCGCGGGCUUCGCGUUUAAUGCCGUGCUCUCCCUGCAGGUUAUAUACUACUGGAACGCGCCAACAUCAAAGGAUACCGAGUCGAAGAAGCUUGAUUGACGUAAGGUUCGCUAAUGCUGAGUCCAACCAGGUAGAUCUCUAAUGGAGGCGGCAGUGGUGUAGGUGACGCAGCAAGCCUAGGCACAAUACGCAGACACGUAAAAGGAACAUACAUCGUGUUCUAUAAUUAACAAAAACAGUAUAUAUAAAAGACAGCAAAACUUGAUAGUGUUAUGGU
This is a messenger RNA of Alternaria rosae, 922 nucleotides long. RefSeq names its product mannose-P-dolichol utilization defect 1 protein-like protein. The transcript has 3 exons. The record is from RefSeq and is a predicted model, not a curated record. NCBI's taxonomy places the organism in Eukaryota, Fungi, Ascomycota, Dothideomycetes, Pleosporales, Pleosporaceae. The coding region runs from base 1 to 744 and encodes 247 amino acids.